This is a messenger RNA of Lutzomyia longipalpis, 4199 nucleotides long. It is a transcript of the gene Pak, whose product is annotated as serine/threonine-protein kinase Pak. The record is from RefSeq and is a predicted model, not a curated record. Gene Ontology annotation, cellular component: cytoplasm. Lineage: Eukaryota; Metazoa; Arthropoda; Insecta; Diptera; Psychodidae. Gene Ontology annotation, molecular function: protein serine/threonine kinase activity; ATP binding. Gene Ontology annotation, biological process: protein phosphorylation; intracellular signal transduction; regulation of MAPK cascade. The coding region runs from base 505 to 2328 and encodes 607 amino acids. The transcript is spliced from 8 exons.
GAUUUUUCACAGCCAACUUCAUUAUCAUCCUAUUUCUGCGACAUUGAACAUACAUUUUUUGUGAAAUUCGUUUGUAUUUUGUGGAAAAACCCUGAGUGAAAAUUAUUUUUAUGUUUAAUGUAGUGUGGUGUGCACGAGGGCAAUUAGUUUUGCGUUUGGUGUGUGCAAAAAAGUGAAGGAUUUAGCCCUCAAAUCCCAUCUUCCUGUUCACCCACCAUCUCCUCCGGCGUGUGACAACUUCCUUCGCGUCGAGUGUGGCGGAAAGAAAAACGCUAAAAUUUCACACCUUGGUGAAAAAGUUCAUCUUUGUGCACCGCAGUGAGCUUCCCGGGAGUAUUCCGGAUGGGAAAACCCCUAUUGAGACAUUGGCUGCUGCAAGUGAAUCGUGUGUUGUUUUCUCUGUGGAAAAGCUGGUGUGUUGUGCAGAGAGUUAUCCAGUAAAGUGAGUGUGUGCGUGGGGGAAAUUAAGGUGAAUUUUGUGGGAGGAAAAAUUGUUUGAGGAAAAUGUCCAGUGAAGAAGACAAACCUCCGGCUCCUCCUGUCCGGUUGACCAGUAACCGGGAUCGAAGCGAUGGAGUCCCUCCUGUUGAGCGUCCCCUUCCGAAAGAGCCUGAUGAUGCUGAUCGGAAGAAAAAGACGCUCAAGAGUAAAAUUAAGGGCUCCAAGGCAUCUCAUACGGAUUCCAAGCCAAAUAUUUCCUAUCCCACGAAUUUUGAGCACACUGUCCACGUGGGAUUUGAUGCCAUUACCGGAGAAUUCACGGGAAUGCCGGAAGCAUGGGCAAGACUUCUAAUGAAUUCAAACAUCAGCAAGCAGGAGCAGAAGAACAAUCCUCAAGCUGUCCUCGAUGUGCUCAAUUGGUAUGAUAACAGCAAACAACGUCCCAGCUCUAAAUACAUGACAAAUGCAACAACAACACAUUCGGCAUCAUCACUAGGGUCGUCGCUGAGUCGUGUUAGCAGCAGUAGCCCAAGUAGCACACCAACGGACUCUGAGUCACAUGGUGGGCCACAGGUGAUACAAUACAAUACACAUCAUCAUCUUCCAGCGCACGUUCCCAGUAUCAUACCAAUGCCACCACAGUCGCAUUUAUCGAGCGACCAAGAAGAUGUGGCACCACCAAUUGCAAGUCGUCCCGAGCGCACUAAAUCAAUCUAUACGAGGCCUAUUGAGAACACACCGACUAGCAUAACGCCACCAAUAUCUGUCCAUCUUAGUCCAACUGUUAAGAGUCCCACGUUGGAUAGAAACAAGAAUAAUGCCACAAUUGGUGUUACGACAAAUGCAAACAACAGUAGCACACCCACGACCAACAAUUCCAUGUCGCCGGUACAGCAGGCGGCGCCCCAGGUGCCAACAAUUGGCACCACGUCGCCCCAGCAGACGCCCAAUGAUGCAAACACGGGAUCACGGGGAACGGUGAAGAAGAAGAAGAUGACGGAUGAGGAGAUUCUAGAGAAAUUGCGCACAAUUGUCAGUGUGGGUGAUCCUAAUCGGAAAUACACGAAAAUGGAGAAGAUUGGUCAGGGUGCUUCGGGGACCGUGUAUACGGCCAUUGAGAGCUCCACGGGCAUGGAAGUGGCCAUAAAGCAAAUGAACCUCAGUCAACAACCCAAAAAAGAGCUCAUCAUCAACGAGAUUCUUGUGAUGCGAGAGAAUAAGCAUCCCAAUGUUGUCAAUUAUUUGGACAGCUAUCUGGUCAAUGAGGAGCUAUGGGUGGUUAUGGAGUACCUCCCAGGGGGCUCACUGACGGACGUUGUCACGGAAACGUGCAUGGAUGAGGGACAAAUAGCUGCAGUAUGCCGGGAAGUGCUGCAGGCCCUUGAAUUUUUGCAUAGCAAUCAAGUGAUACACAGAGACAUCAAGAGUGACAAUAUUCUCCUGGGCCUCGAUGGGAGUGUGAAGCUAACGGACUUUGGGUUCUGUGCACAAAUUUCGCCGGAACAGUCAAAGCGUACCACUAUGGUGGGUACUCCAUACUGGAUGGCACCGGAGGUGGUGACGAGGAAGCAGUACGGACCCAAGGUGGACUUGUGGUCACUGGGAAUAAUGGCAAUAGAAAUGAUCGAAGGGGAACCUCCGUAUCUCAAUGAGAACCCCCUAAGAGCGUUGUACUUGAUUGCAACAAAUGGGAAGCCAGACAUUAAGGAGAAAGAUAAAUUGAGUACAGUAUUCCAAGAUUUUCUCGAUCAGUGUCUCGAGGUGGAAGUAGAACGUCGAGCAAGCGCCUUCGAACUACUUAAACAUCCGUUCCUGAAACUAGCACGUCCACUGGCGAGUCUUACGCCACUUAUUAUGGCGGCAAAGGAGGCAGCAAAAGGACAUUAAAUUGUAAAAACAAACAAAAAAAAGGGUGCAAAGAGACAAGAGAAGAAAAGAAGAAAUAGAGUGGUAGAUAAAUGUGGAAGAAACAUACGUAUAGACAUGAGAGCAUAUAUUUAAUCAAUUUUGCAAGUAUUUAUUGUUUUUUUUUUUAAUAUUAUUUUAUUAUUUGAACUGUAUGAACGAAAAAUUGUAUUAAUUGUGUGUAAACAAUAAUUUAUUUUAGGAAAAAAAAGCGCAAAGAUUUUUAAUUGAGGCGGUAAACAAUGACUGUUGAAUGUGUAAAAGUGGAAAUUUUACGAGAAAAACAAAUUAUCCUUAUUAAUAAAAUUUAAAAAAAAAAUUAUUAUAGUGUACAUUUUUUCGUCUCAAUGUGAGGCGCUUUUUUUUCAAAGUCAAAACAAUUUUAUUCGCAAAAUUUAGUGUAUAGUAAAAAAAAAUGAAUAAAUUAAACUUAUACUUUCGCCUGAGACCAAGAAUGUUUCCUAAACUAUAGUACUUUUUGAAAAAAUUGAGGAAGCACAAGGGAUUAUUAGAUGUGUAUACGCAAUUCUAAAUUGUGUAAAAAAAAGAAUAGAGGAAACUGCGAGAUGUAAAGAGAAAUUUAUAUUGUGAAUAUUGAAUGUGAAAAUCGUACACGGAAGUGCUUUGAGAGUGGCGCAAUUUUUGGGGCACAAUUUCUUGAAGAAAAUGAAAAGAACAAAAAGCAAAGAUAGAAAAAUGAGGGCAUUUCUGUAGGAGAAAUUACAAAAAGUAUUUUUUUUUUCUUUCAACAGAACACUAAUAAAAAUCACAGUAGAAAAAGAAAUUAAGUAUGAAAUGAUUUUUUUUCUAAAUUUUUCACAAGGAAAAAUAUUUCACUACGCUUUAUUUUCACGAGUUUCACAAAUAUAUAUAAUUAUAGAAAAAAAGCAAUCUAUAGUAGAAUUAGGAAAAUAUAUUGUUUAAUCUUCAAUCAGAAAAAAAAAAAACAUUUCAUACUUAAUAACCCCCAAACACAAAUCAGGCUCAAGCAAUGUAUAGUUUUUUUUUAUUUAAAAAUAGCAACACUAAAAGAAAAAUGUUGAGAAAAAAAGACAUAAAAACCAUCUUAGUACGAAAGAGAGGGUCAAAAUAGAUCCAGAAAAUGAAUGGGAUAGAAAAGAAGAAUUGAUAAAAAAUAUAUCUAUAUAAUAUCUCUUGUAUAGUGUGCCUAUUUAUAAAAUAUACAAAAAUAAAUUCAGAUGGAAAACGUUGAUGAUAAACGACAAAAUAUAUUAGUAAAGAGAGGAACACACACGCGUAAAGAGAUAGAAAUUCAUAUAGAGAGAACAGAAAAAAAAUAGAACACUAAGGUAUAAAAAAUUACACCGAAUCUAUAAAAAAUUAUAGGAAUGUAGGAACAAAUUGGAUGCAUGAUGAAUACGUGGUGUGUGCAGGUUUAAGAGGCGAAAAGGAAUCAGGAUAAUAAAAAAAAACUAAAAAGGUUAAUGUGUAUGUAAAGAAUUAAGAUAGAGUGUGAAUGAUAAAAUAAAUAUAAUAGAAAAAAAAUGAGAAAACAAGAUAAAUUUUUUUCAAUUGAUUUCUUGCACAUAUUUCUUGCUACCUACUUAUUGAAAAAAAAAAAACUUAUAUAUUUCCUUAAACACAAGGUAUAUAAAUUUACUAAAAACGAUAUUGCAAUGAUCGGUAAGAGAGGAAAAAGUUUUCUUUAAAAAAAAGUAGUUUUUCUCUUCUAUCGCCAAUAGUUUUGUUAUUUUAUUUUGUAAUAAAUAUUAUAUAUAAUUUAAUUUUAUGUAGAGUAGAGCGAUGAAAAUUUUACAUCUUAAUUCAGCAUAUUCAACUGAAAAAAUGGUAUUAAAAUUGCCUGCAUUUAAUAAAUAGCCAUUAUUAUACAA